Parnassius mnemosyne (clouded apollo) is the source of this 2688-nucleotide messenger RNA. NCBI's taxonomy places the organism in Eukaryota, Metazoa, Arthropoda, Insecta, Lepidoptera, Papilionidae. The record is from the annotation of a GenBank genome assembly.
AUGGCGGGUGAUGGUCGCGGCGCACGCACUCCACUGUUGGAGUGCGGUGGCUACGCGCAAGUGCACGCGUACAAGACGCCGGCACCGCGCUGCUGCUUCUGGCUGGCGAGCCAUAUAAACGUAAGGAAGUGCGUCGCCGGCGUCAUGCUGCUCUCCGUCCUCACCAUAUUCUUCUAUACGUAUUACGUCACGGUGCCGCUAACGAGUUUGGUGUGGCGAGACCGUGUACCGCGGCCAUUGUCGCAGUGUUCGCUGCUCGCGUCGCAGCAGCAGCACGCACGCGACCACACGUCGGACGCGCGCCUCCGCAUCGACGCGAAAGUACUGGUCAUCGUCGAGUCGGCCUACUCGCGUCUCGGACGAGAUAUCGCCGAACUGUUAGUCGCCAACCGAAUUCGGUACAAGGUGGAAGUCGCUGGCAAAAGUCUACCAAUUCUCACCACCUUGGACAAGGGACGGUACGGAGUUAUCAUCUUCGAGUCGCUUUCAAAAUACGCGAACAUGGACAAGUGGAAUCGGGAGCUUCUAGAUAAAUACUGCCGAGAGUAUUCCGUGGGAGUUGUGGGUUUUGCAACACCUGGUGAAGAGAGUCUCGUAGGAGCGCAGCUGAAGGGAUUUCCACUCUUUAUGCAUACUAACCUGAGACUUAAGGACGCAACUUUAAACCCCGCGUCACCAGUACUGCGUCUCUCCCGCGCCGGUGAGACGGCUUGGGGCGAUUUGCCGGGAGAUCAUUGGACGGUGUUCCGAGCAAAUAGUUCCACGUACGAACCUGUCGCAUGGGCCGUGAGACAGAACGAAUACGGUUCCGGUGAAAACCGGUCACCACUGGCGACGGUGAUACAAGAUCACGGCAGGCUCGACGGUGUUCAGCGAGUAUUGUUUGGUUCCGGAUUCCAGUUUUGGUUGCACCGGCUUCUGUUUCUCGACGCUUUGAGCUAUUUGAGCCACGGACAAUUGAGCCUCAGCCUGGAGAGGUGGAUCCUUGUCGAUAUCGAUGAUAUAUUUGUUGGCGAAAGAGGUACUCGUCUCCACGAAGAAGAUGUAUCGGCGUUAUUGGCUUCUCAAGCUGCUUUGCAGCGACUGGUCUCUGGUUUUCGGUUCAAUCUUGGCUUCAGUGCGAAAUAUUAUCACCAUGGAACACCGCUCGAGAAUCGUGGCGAUGACGCUUUAUUAAAGAACAGGGAACAUUUUACUUGGUUUUGUCACAUGUGGAACCACCAACAGCCGCAUCUAUAUAACAACGUUACCCAACUUGAGACCGAGAUGAUGCUGAACAAACAAUUCGCAAUAGAGCACGGCAUUCCCACCAAUUCGUGUUACUCGGUAUCGCCGCACCACUCCGGCGUGUAUCCUGUGCACGAGCCGCUUUACGAGGCCUGGCGGAAAGUGUGGGAUGUUAAAGUAACGAGCACCGAGGAGUACCCUCAUUUGAGGCCGGCCAGGCUACGGCGGGGAUUCCGACAUCGAGGAGUGAUGGUUUUACCUCGCCAGACGUGCGGUCUAUUCACGCACACGCUGCUUUUAGAACGGUACCCCGGUGGCAGGCAGCGACUAGACCGUUCAAUACAAGGAGGGGAAUUGUUUCAGACUGUCAUCAAUAACCCUAUCAACAUCUUCAUGACACACAUGUCGAACUACGGCAACGACCGGCUCGCGCUUUACACGUUUGAGUCGGUUGUGAAAUUCCUACGUUGCUGGACGAACGUACGGCUAGCUUCAGCGCCGCCUCUCGCACUUGCCGACAAGUAUUUCCAACUUCGACCCGACGAACUCAAUCCGCUUUGGGGGAACCCGUGCGACGACAUCCGGCACCGGCGCAUCUGGUCGAAGAGCAAGUGGUGCGGGUCGCUGCCGCGCGUGCUGGUGGUGGGGCCGCAGAAGACGGGCAGCACGGCGCUGCACACCUUCCUGGCGCUGCACCCCGCGCUCGCGCCCAACCUGCCCAGCCCCACCACCUACGAGGAGCUACAGUUCUUCAACAACCACAACUACUUGAAGGGACUGGACUGGUACUUAAACUUCUUCCCGGCGAGCCUGAGCAACUUGAGUCAGAUUUCCUUCGAGAAAUCAGCGACGUAUUUCGACGGCGAGCUGGUGCCAAGACGUGCCCACGCACUUCUUCCUACUGCAAAAAUCAUCAUUAUUCUUAUUUCUCCCUCUAAAAGGGCGUAUUCGUGGUAUCAACAUAUACGAUCGCACGGUGACCCCGUCGCUAAAAAUUACACUUUCCACACCAUCAUUACGGCGAACGAUUCCGCCCCCAAGCCGCUUAAGGACUUAAGGAACCGUUGCUUGAACCCGGGCAAGUACAGCCACCACCUGGAGCGCUGGCUGGCGGAGUACAGCGCGCACCAGCUGCACGUGCUGGACGGCACGCAGCUGCGCGCCGAGCCCGCCGCCGUCAUGAACACGCUGCAGAAGUUUCUCAAGCUCACGCCGCACAUUGACUACAACAAGCUGCUCAAAUACGAUCCCAAAAAAGGCUUCUUCUGUCAAGUAACAAGCGGCGAGAAGACGAAGUGCUUGGGCAAAUCGAAGGGCCGUAUCUACCCGCCGAUGGAAGAGCGCUCGGCGAAGUUCCUAAAGCGCUACUAUACGCCGCACAACACGGCGCUAUCGAAACUUCUAGUGAGAUUAGGCCGGCCCGUGCCUCAGUGGCUCAAAGACGAACUGUCCAAUGGAUAG